This is a messenger RNA of Hyaloscypha bicolor E, 879 nucleotides long. RefSeq lists its product as uncharacterized. The record is from RefSeq and is a predicted model, not a curated record. The coding region runs from base 317 to 787 and encodes 156 amino acids. Lineage: Eukaryota; Fungi; Ascomycota; Leotiomycetes; Helotiales; Hyaloscyphaceae. The transcript has a single exon.
CAGACCUGUGUCGAUGGGGGUGUCGAUGGGGUGUCGUUGGGGGUGAGCUCGACUCGCAGCUUCUCGCUCCGUACAACGCUCAGAGUUUGAGGCUGGAAGAAGGAAGUGACGGAGCGGGCAAAGGAAGGAGCAGCCCACAGUUCCAUCAACACCGCGAACUCCCCUUACCCAGCGCUAGCACUUGUCUGACCAGGAAGCGCAUGGGAGGCCGGCUAGCCUGAGCUGCAGAUGCUUGUCAUCCAUGGAUUUGUGGCGCCCACAACAGCCCGGAAGUCGAACAUGAUGGGUCGCUGGCGGGGCUAGGCCCAACUGGGAAAUGACUGGCCGCCAGGGGCCAUUCCGCGCUCGCGCUAUGCCCGAUGGCGUACUAUCGCAGGGGAGGGGGGGAGGGGGAGGACUGUCCAAGGGGGGAGGGCGUGGGAUCCGCUGCAACUCUGCAGUUCUGCAGUGCUGCAGUGUGGGCGAACGGUUGACGCCGCGAGCUUUCCCGUCCGGGCCCAUUCGCAAGAAUGAUGUUCCAACUUCCCCGGAAUCGUGUGCAGGACAGUACUGUUACUGUACGGGGAGUACUAUAAAUUUACAUUGCAGCGCGCGUGCUCGUCUCGUCCUCGUCCCCGUCCUCGUCCUCAGACUCCGGCGCAGACUCAGGCUCAGUCAGACUCGAGCCGCGAUCAACUGCGCCGUCCUCUGGGUCCCGCCCAGCAGUCAGGUCGUGAUGGUCCGCGCAGGUCUCAGGGCAGGCAGUCCCGCGAGCGCAAGACUUGGGCACGACGCAGUAGUGUCGUGACGGCGCCGGGGCCGGGCGGAGGGCAUUAUUUGACGGCGGACAGAGCUCGCAUUUGUGGGGGUUUUGGGUUGCAGCGGAAAAAGGCCAUCAUC